Bombyx mori (domestic silkworm) is the source of this 5572-nucleotide messenger RNA. RefSeq lists its product as uncharacterized. The record is from RefSeq and is a predicted model, not a curated record. The transcript is spliced from 3 exons. Bases 286 to 1032 code for a protein of 248 amino acids. NCBI's taxonomy places the organism in Eukaryota, Metazoa, Arthropoda, Insecta, Lepidoptera, Bombycidae.
UUUGCUAAUCCAUGAGUUUCACAUAUGACAUUUGGUAAAUGAUAAUAAACAUGGCGUGCUGAUUAAGGAGCGUCGCUAAAAUAAUUUUGUUUAUUAGGUCAAAUCUCAUUUUUGUUAGUAUGCGGCAUAUUCGAUAAAGUAGGUAAUGUGUUCACAUAUUCGAGUAAGGAUACUUAAUGUAAAUGUCCGGAGAAGGUAAUGCGGCGCGCUGUGUGCGAAGGAUGUGCGUGCGGAUGAGGAGUCGCCGGGGCGAAGGCGCUUGGCGGUAGGCAAGGCGUGAGUGAUAUGCAAGCGGCGCCGGCGCGCUACGUGUCUGUGAGCGAGUUGUACACGACCGACGAAGUGGAGCUGUUGCUGGACGAGAUUAGAGAGCUGGAGCCCACGAGCUGCCGCGGUGAAGACGUGCAGGAUUUCGAGAUAGCCGGUAGCGGGUGUGUCUCGGGCGGGCUGUCGCCGGUGGGCACUGAGCGCUCGUGGGACUCCCACGCGCAGUACCGCGCCGCCGUCUCGCCCGGCGCCGGCCCCGCUCCCGCCCAGCUGUACUGUGCGCCGCGCCGGCUGCUCGCACCGCGCGCCGCCGCCUCGCUCGUGCUGGCCGGCGCCGGGGCCGCGGCUGCCGUCUGCGUGUGGGUGGCGGGCGGACGCACCGUGCGCUUGCCGUUGGCCGGCCGCCUGCGCGCGCUCCUGCUGGCUGCGCUGACGUCGGCACUGCUGCACGCCACGCUGGCGCUGCUGGCCGCCACGCGUCUGCAGGCGCAGCUCGCUCUCGACUGGCCCCGCGUGUGGUUGGUGGCCGCCCUAUGGACUGCAGUCUCGCUCACCUGCGGGGGCUCCCUCACGCUGCACGCCAUCGUCGCCGCUCCAGAAUACAGAUAUGCACCCAAAUACAUCGCUGACCUGCUGUAUGCUGCUGCUGGUCUGGCCCUGAGUAGCGCGGCGCUGGCGGUGGCGGUGGCGGCGGGCACGUGCGCGCGGCGCGGCGGGGGCGCGGCGUACCGCGCGGUGCCGGCCCGCGACAACCCGCCCUUAUAGCCCUUACUCUCUUCUACAUUAUGUAUUCCCAUACGUGUGGUGGCGGGCCGCGCGUGCCGACAGUUGGCGGGCCGCUAUGGCAAAUGUGUAAAACAUAGCUCAGGUAAAACAACUCGAAUUGAAUCAAAACUAGCACAAUUUUUUUAUUUAAUGUUUUAAGAAUAUAAAAAUUCUUCCAUCAAAUUAUUACGUAUAAAAAAAUAAGUUUAUUGCACAAUUCCUAUAAAAAAAGUAAUAACAGAUUUGAUUAUCAAUCCUUGAGCCUCUGAACUAAGAAUAAAUAAAUAAUUAAUGUAUUCUGUUACAAAAAGGAUAAAACGUGUGCACACAGAGAGCACAAGUUUCUAGUUUUUUCUAAAUAAGUUCAGUGUUUAUGUGUGCAGAGUUUAUCCAGUUGUGUGAACCUGACAAAAACAAAUAAAUAAAAACUGAUCAAAAGUAGAGGCUAUAUGAAAUUAAUUAAUGUAUAAUCACGAUAAUAACUUCUGGUAUCUCUUUAUGAGUUUUGCGUUGUGUGAGGGAUCUUAAACUUUCGAAAAAGUACGUUUAUCUCAUUCCUAGUUAAUGGACUAAUUAAUGGAACAGUUGGCGUGUAAGGCGUCCGCUGCGAGUCGCCGGCACGCUCGCAGUCGGCAUUUCCGCACGCGGCACGUCCGCACGCGGCAUUUCCGCACGCGGCAUUUCCGCACGCGGCAUUUCCGCACGCGGCAUUUCCGCACGCGGCAUUUCCGCACGCGGCAUUUCCGCACGCGGCACGUCCGCACGCGGUACGGCCGACGUCGCACGAUAAAUUGUUCGCCCGACAUUUUGCUCUCCCUUCACAUAACGCAGAACUCUCCAGCGACAGGUUGGAAUUGAGACCGGUGUAAUUUUUUACAGUUUUAUAUGUAAAAUACUAUGUAUUGUGUCCUUAUAAUAACUUAAUUUGAAAUGUUUCUUAAGAUAAUGUUGAAAGUGGAUAUACUUGUAAAAAUAUUCAUAAUACUUUUCAUAAUUUUCGAUUCAAUGACUCAAGAAAUUACUAAGUUUUUUUUAAUGGUUUUGAUAGUGAAAUAUUAAAUUAAAAUAACCAGACUGGAAGGACAAAAAAUUGUGAUCUCGUUCCAUCUCCAGCAAUUCGCGAGCUCCGUCGGUGCCAUCAGUCAGCGACUUGCUGGAGGUUACGUUUCAUCAGGAGACCCACGUGUACAAUAUAAUAAUAUUGCCUAAUAAUUGAGUCGUUUUUGUUGUGAAAUUGAGUCGUGUUGACACGCGAACCUGGAUAAUGAUAUGUUGAGGUGUAGCCUGGCCCGCGCCCGGGGGCAUCGGCAUGGGUUAGGGCGCGUGUACGGUGCGAGUUGUGUGCCGGUUUGUUUAUUGUAAUGUAUUUUAGUAAAGUAACGUCGAUACUGCCAUGUUCGUUCACGUCCAUUUUGUGUUUUGUCCGUAUUUUGUAUUCGAGGUCGAAGGGCGAGGGAUGCCGGGGGGCUCCACUGUUGCCCGGGGAUGCUGAGGACACCCACCGGAUCGUCCAACAACGCAUCCCUAAACAUAUUGUCCCGUCGGUUGCGCGUGCAAUUUCCGCACCCACUUCCCUGACAUGAAAGUUACUUUAAAGGUGGUCUGCGUGCUUGCGUCCAGCGGAUCCCUCAAAAUAGCAAAUUAGACAGAACGCAUUUCGCGUUUGGAUUAAAAUGAAUUUGUGUAUACCGACCAGAUGUUCCUGUGUGUAGUUGUAAGGCUCAGCAGUUAGGGCUGGUUUAGGGGUGCCUCUGGUGGCUCCUCCGGCUCGCUUCUGGUUAAGAUACCUGCAUCGACAUCUCUAUUAGCUGUAAUGAAGGCGACGAGCAGGCGGCUUGAUCCUUCGUUCCUCACUCUAGCAUCUCGUAUGAUCUCUACAUGUUCCAAGUCUGAUUUUGAAGCUAGUCCAUAUUGACGAUUGACUCUGUAAUGACUUAUUAUAAUUUUAAUGAUUGUAACGUGUAAUAAUGCCAUUUAAUCGAGUGUAGUUGUUUUGCACUUAUUAUAGACUUGUUCACAUCAUUUUUUAUCUAGUCAUAUUUUGUAAAUAAAAACUUAUUUUAUUAUGUUCACCGGCAAGAAUAGUCGAAAUGCGAAUUAAACAACAGUAUUAAAAUAAUAUUAUAAAUAAAAGAAUAUGUUUCAUUGGUACAUGUGACUGUCGGGUACCGAGUGACCCCCGCAGCGACCCCUCGUUGAAGGGUUACUUCAUUGCACAAAACAAAAGGGGGGACUCUUUUGUUUUUGUUUUUCUUCUUUUUCUAUUAUUUUUCCGAUGGGUUCGUAAUAAAUUUCAUGUUGUAAAAUACAUUUUAUAGUGUACAAUAAAUACAGGUACAUUUAAAUGAUAUUUUAGACUCUGAGGAAGUCAUGAAAACUUUCAGAGAAGAGCGGGGAUUUGUGUUGUUAUUCACAGAUUCGACUAUUUCUGUUUUAGAACUAAUAUUCGCUAUGAUUCCUAGUCCCUAGUUCAAUAAGGUGAAGCAUAUGUUUUCCUUGAUUUAAUUAGUUCCUUCUCAGAUUGAUUACAAACGUAUGAUAUAUUUGUUCAUUUUAUUAACGCUAUACAUAUACAACCGACUGUACGGGAAGGGUCAAUUUUUGUAUUCGUUAAUUGUUUAUGAACUUGUCUGUAGUAGAUAGCAUUGCUGUCAAUGUAGUCUCUUAAUAUUCCGUCAGCUUAUUUUUAAUUUUUAAUAAAUAGUUCCUACAUAUGAAAUUACUUGUAAUUGGCGCCCUAUUUUAUGAGGUUAAUAAGUAGAAACAUUUAAAAGACGUUAAGACAGUUCUCAGCCGAUGUUUUAUUUGGCAGAGGUUAGGUUAGGUUUGCCUUUUGGUGUUUUUCACUUAAAAUACUACGUCGUCUGACUGAUGAAAACGAUGCUGCUCGAUUCACUCAUAAAAAAACUUAUGCUGUCCGCUACAGUCAAGUCCAAUGUUUAAAUAAAACUGUAGCACCAAAAAAUCGUUAAUAAAGCUUGUAAUAAUAUACAUUUGCUCCAAUGAUAAUUAUGUAUAAUAGUCACAAAAACAUAAGUUCUAUGAAAUCGAUGAUAUUUGAAAUGUUAGGCUCGACACUGUACAUUUGUAACUUAUUGUCUUGCUCGACGAAAAGUUCGGUAAAAGUCUCAUAAUAGCUCUUUCCGCAUGUCGUAUCGGCGGACUCGGUGGCAAAUUCAAGUGACAUCUCGUUUCUAACUAGAUAACCAUUAACGAAUGAAGUACGCCUUUUGUGUGUGCACUCACUCACACGCGCAGUGGGCCGGCCGCGACGGUUGUCGCUUGUGUCGCUGUCCCCGGUCCGCUGACGCAGGGCGGGACGAGAGGCGGUAUUCGAACUCAUAAUGUAAUCUAAACUUUGGACCACAUAACAUCUGAUUUUAAUUUUUUUUGGUGUCGAGCCUCCCCCGGCGCCACGCGACAAAACUGGCGGUUACCGACUGUAACUACAAUUUUAGUUUUACGCCACCUUCGUAUUAGAUCGGACAGUAGAAUGAUUUUUGAUAACAUUUUAAUUAAAUACUCCUCACACGAGCUUACAUACCUAUUUCUAGUUUAGUUUUAUAAGAAUGAAAAUGUUGGUAAUAAAGCUACAUUAUGUUUGUUUUUUUUUUGUCCACAUCGAUUACGUUGUCUUGUACAAAACACAGCAUGACUGAAGUGUCGAUUCCCAAGCACAUUGUGGAGCCGGUUGCCGCGUCUCCUCGGUCCGAACUCUAUCGAUGUGAUCACUCAGAACAAUAUUAUGUUAGAUCCCCAUUAAAUCUACAUUAUAUUGUAAGGUACAUAUCACAAAAAUAAUUUUUUUGGUUAUUAUUUUUAUGACAUUUAUUUGUCGUCUGCAUUGUGCAAGGAAUCACAAAAUACUUUAAAACGCUACGUUUUUUUUCGUAAUUUUAUAUCACUUAAAGAUUUUUUCGAUAUACUUUGGUCACGUUUAUAGUUGUUUUUACUAGCAAUUUUAAUGUUUCAUAUUUUUUAAGAUACAUAUAUAUUAAUAAAUGAAUGAAGAAUUUAAAAAAGCAAGUUCUAUUCGAACCAAACACUGUUUGUGGUUUGUGUUGGUGAUGUUCGGAAAAGAAGCAACGAUUCAGUACUUUGGUUGGCGCGAGUUGUAGACGUAAUUAAAACUUCUUUUACGGUUUCAUAAUAUGUGAUUUAGAUGUAUAUGGGCAUUAUGUUUUAGAAGGGUGUAGUAAUGCCCUGAUAACAAAUAAAAUUGGAAAAAAAACGUAGCGUUUUUAUAUUUCAUUGUAAACGAAGCCUUAUUUAUAAUCAGUGUUUCUUAAACUUUAUUUUCAAGUUGAAAGUAUUAUAAUGUAAAAGUUGGAGCGUAACGUACAAUCCUGGACUCGCACGGCCCAGGGACCAAGUUGAGAAGCACUGGUGUUUGCGCAGCUUUCGUGUGUGACUGUAAUGUAACGAAAGAUAAUAAAUAUGUAAGCACUCCACUGAAAGGUCUGAUUCGUAAAAUGUCAACGAAAUGUGCGAAUCGUUUUUAAUUUAAACAUUUUAAUGAUAUUAAAUGGUUUUAUACAAA